Messenger RNA from Acanthosepion pharaonis, 573 nucleotides. The record is from the annotation of a GenBank genome assembly. NCBI's taxonomy places the organism in Eukaryota, Metazoa, Mollusca, Cephalopoda, Sepiida, Sepiidae.
AUGUAUCCCUCUUUCUUUUUCUCUUUACCCUCCUUUUAUUUUUACGUUUUACUUUUCUCUUAUUUUUACCUUUUUUGUGCUUUCCAUUUCAUUCGUUUUCUGAAUUUAUUUUCCUCUCUUCCCUUCCCUGUCAUUUUACCUCCUGAAUUUCACCGCUCGCUCUCUCUCUCUCUCUCUCUCUCUCUCUCUCUCUCUCUCUUUCUUUCUUUCUUUCUUUCUUUCUCAUCCUUCCUCCCUUUUUUCAUUAUGUCUAUGAAUCGAGAAAGACUUAUAAUUUUUCAAUGUUUCUUGCAAACUUUCUUCCAUAACCGAUUAAUUUUUGUAUAUAUGAUUUUGUUUUUAUUCUUUCCUUUUAUUCUCCCGACUUCUUUACACAUCUCAUUAUUAUCUUCUUCUACUUCUUCUUCUUCUUCUUCUUCUCCUCCUCCUUCUUCUUCUUCUUCUUCUUCUUACUGUCUUUGUUUUUUUUCUUUUUAUAGUGUUUAUUUGUUUCCUUAUUUUCUCUCUCUCUCUCUCUCUCUCUCUUGUAUCUGUUACUCUUUUUAUUAUGUUUUCACCAUUCCAUUUCUAUAA